CUUGUUUUCGCCUUACUUUCAAAAUUUACCAAUUGGAACACUUGCAAUACCCACCUCGAAGACCUGCCAGAGUGUCAGAGUUCAAUUUGCUAUGUGCUCGUCAUUCUGGUAUCGGCCAAAUCUUUGACUUGCAAAAACGACACUGAUCCGAACCGAUCCCCUUGUCUUCUCCGCUAUGGUCACGCUGCUGCGCUGGAAGACCAUCCAAUGCGAACGAUCAAUCGCUUGACUGAACUUUGCACAAGCAUUUUUAAACUCAGAUCUCAGAUCGUGCCAGCACGAUAAUUAUAGUGAUAUCUCACUGCAUAGUUAUCAAAUACGUAUCUGUCUUAUCUUGGUGUACAGGCAACCAUGCACUUCCCAGGGAGGCCAUUCUUGUUUUUGAGGAUCUCUCUCUUGGAAAUUGCUUACAAUGCCUGCCUCGAAGAACGCCAAGCUUACGCUCAAGCCCGGCAAGAAGUCUGCGGAGCCCAACUAUGUCCUUGUCAUCCAUGGCGGUGCUGGUACCAUGAUGCGGGAGGAAUCAACGCCUGAGCAACGCGCCAAGUACAGGGCUGCACUCUCACGGGCAUUGAAAGCGGGCUAUGAGGUGCUCAAGAGUGGAGGAGAAGCUAUGGAUGCUGCGGUCCAGGCUGUAUCAGUCAUGGAAGACUGCCCCUUGUUUAACUCUGGGCAUGGCGCGGUCUUUAAUGUUGCAGGCAAGAAUGAGCUCGAGACUUCUUUAAUGGUCUCUAAGCCUCCUGCAUCGCACCCCGCAAUGCCCUCCUCUCGACGCGGAUCCUCGGUUACGUUAAUCACUCACACUAGAAAUCCUUCUCAUCUCGCGCGCGCGCUCUACCUCGCACCUCAGCUUGCCCCUCACCCAAUGUUGUCGGGUGCAGCAGCAGAAGCCAUAGGUGCUUCACUUGGCGUAAGUCAGGUCGAUCCAUCCUACUUCUGGACUGAGGCACGGUGGAGAGAACACAGACGUGGUCUUGGGUUGCCCGAAGAUCCUGUUGAAUACCCCAGACCUGAAAUACCCGACGACACAAAUUCAGAGACUACGGAUGUCGCCACCCUUUGUGAUGAUAAAGAAAAAGAGACGUGGGAGCCUCUUGAUCUGAUGCCAACGGGUACUGUUGGUGCGGUCGCACUCGAUAUCCGGGGCUGCAUUGCAGCAGUAACCUCCACUGGGGGACGUACGAACAAGCUUGUCGGUCGGGUUGGAGAUACUCCCGUAAUGGGAUGUGGUUUUUGGGCUGAAGAAUGGGUAAGGGACGGUGGAUUUGUGAAGCGUACCUGGGAUCGUCUAAGAGGCAAACCGAGUGUUGAAGGUGUAGGCGUCUCGGGUACUGGUGACGGAGACUACUACAUUCGUCGAGCUGCAGCUUCCAACAUUGCCCGGCGGAUGCAAUACCUCGGCGAGUCCCUGGACGAGGCGACUCAGAACGUCAUAGAUGACUUGUUCAAGGAAGGAGGAAUGGGCGGUAUUAUUGCGUUGGACAGAGAAGGAAACGUGGCUCUUCCAUUGAACUGCAGUGGCAUGUAUCGCGGCGUUAUUCGUCCUAAUGGCGUACCGCUCACGGCUAUUUUCUUCGACGAACAACUUACUGAACUCUGAGCUGUGCAAACAAAUUGCACCUCAGCUCACAUUUAUCGCCGGUUGAUAAUUGUCCCUGAUCGCAUGGCGGGACUUGGCAACACACAUCUCUCUACAGACACAUUCAUGUAGGACUAGUUGAUAAUCAGGGCACUCGGAACUAGGUAGACACUAGAAUUCACUUCGGACCUCA
Molecule: messenger RNA, 1772 nt
Organism: Suillus bovinus
Lineage: Eukaryota; Fungi; Basidiomycota; Agaricomycetes; Boletales; Suillaceae
Product: asparaginase
Exons: 5
Coding region: 413-1600 (395 amino acids)
Molecular function (GO): hydrolase activity
Source: RefSeq, a predicted model, not a curated record